AGUGUAGCGGCGUGAGGUGCCGUCCCCGCCGUCCCCGCCGUCCCGCGGGGCGUGGAAGAAGCCCAAACCAUCGCCAUGGCCUGGGGUGGAGAAGAUCUCGUGCCCGAGCUCUUGCCGCCGGGCUCUCCUGAGGCCAAGCAUGACAAGGAGGCGGCAGAAGGGCAGAUGAACAGCUGUGAGACAGUGCUGAACCUGGCCAACACCAUGAUGGGCAGCGGCGUGCUGGCCGUGCCCUUUGCUUUCAGCCUCACCAAUGGCUGGGCCGUCUCCCUGCUGCUGCUGGUGGUGCUUCUCACCGCCUUCACGGCCUGUCUCAUUGGCGAGAAGCUGAUGAUGUCGAGAUGCAGCCACAUCGGGGGUGGGCAGCAACCAAGCACCAGGGACUAUACCUUUUUGGCUGAAGUCUCCUUUGGCCAAGCUGGUAAAUGCGUGGUGGCGGUGAUCACUGCAUUGGAGGUCUGGCUCGCAGCGGUGACCUUCCUCGUGAUGAAUGGUAGCAACAUCCAGGGCCUAUUAGGCGUGAACGAGGUGCAGGCGGUGCUCGUUUGCACGUUCGUCUCCACGGUGAUGAUCUUCAUCCCCCUCCGCAUCUAUGCCUAUGUCUCCUUGGCAUCUUUGGUCGCUCUUUUGAUUGCCAGCUUGUGCUUCUUGGGGGAUUUGGGCACUGGUGGACCUUGGAGCUUCCCCGCGCCGCAGCUAGAACCCAACUUGGGCAACCUGUGCCGGGCGUAUGGGCUCUUCAUUUUUUGCUUCGCGGGCCAUCCAUGCCUGCCUGCACUACAUGAAGGCAUGCAGCAGAUGGAUCAGUGGAGCUCCUGUGUGUUGUGGUCCUUCGGAAUCGCGGCAGUCUACUAUUUGCUCCUGGGCCUAGCGGCUUUCCUGGCACAUGGCGACACACUCCACCCAGUUUUCACACAGGACAUGAAUGUUGGUUGGCUGAAACAUGUGGCGGCUGCCUUCUUUGCAGUGAAAAUCCAAUUCACCACGCCGGUCUUGAUGCGCGUGGUCCUGCAGUCCAUGCAGAUUUGGCCCGAAGGCCCUCACGUCAAGGACCGGUUCGGCCUUCACCGGAGCGAACGUGGUCAGUGGAGGUCGCUUCAGCAAUGUGAAGAUCGGAAUACACACCUUCAGGGGUGGAUUCAUACCCACCUUUUGAUUUUCGUCGCUUUCGAAUGGGUGAAGAUCGUGAGCGUUCGCAUCCAAACCUUCACAGGGCGGUCCGGUCCAGAGCUUUCCGGAGUGAAGAAUCGGCUCUCUCAGUGAGUCAACAGGCUCACAGGAUGAAGAAAGUGACCUCACUCAUGACCAUACUUGCUGCUUGGGAGGGGACCUGGGCUGUGCAAAGGAGCCACCAGAAGCCUAAAGACUUCAAAUUCAAAACAAUGAUACCCACCUUUGCCUUGCUUUUGUGCGUGAACUGCGACAGGAGUUCAUCAAGAACGGUGGCCUGCAAUUGGUUAAUUAUGUUUUAUUCUUGUGCCUUUCUGUGCCAUUGAUUCAGAUGUAAACCACAGCGCAAUCCACUCACUACUUCCAUCAUUGUUGGAAACUGGAUAGGGGCAUGGAAGGCAGAGUCUUUUUUACAUAAUAGUCUAGUGUGUGACAAUCCCGGAUAGUUUAGUUGACCAGACUUUCGACCAAUCUGGAGUUGUAGGCUUUCCUGGAGACGCAUCGUGAUUGAUGGAUCAGUCGAUCUUAUUUCUGAUGAUCGCAUCGGUGAUUAUUUCGCCUGAGUUUCCAAAAGCCAUAUGGACAAACGCGAUGGUUGGCCAAUGGCCUACCCAAACCUAGAUUUUCCAACUCAAACAGCGGGCUUCCCAACACAAUCCCCCAUUCUCUAAAAAAAUCGCAACAAGAACAACCAUCCCAAUGUUUACACCAUCUACACCGUUUACGCCGUCGUGUACACCGUCUACAC
Durusdinium trenchii is the source of this 1918-nucleotide messenger RNA. The record is from the annotation of a GenBank genome assembly. NCBI's taxonomy places the organism in Eukaryota, Dinophyceae, Suessiales, Symbiodiniaceae.